UCCCCGGCAUGUGAAGCCCCCGGGCGCCCGCGCAGUCGCCAGGGUGAGGACCGAGGCCCCGCCUAGAGGGCGGGGGACCGGGGAGGCGGCUGGCUUUAAAUGGGGGCCGUCCGGCGGCUCGCGAACAGUCUGCCGCGGGGGGAGCGCGGACCUCCCUUCCCCGCGCCGACGAUCGGCUGGGGCCGCCGCCAGGCAAGGUGGCGUGAGGCGCUGGAGAGUUCGCCCCCGAGAGCGCUGGUGCCUCGGGCCGAGAUGCUCCUCCGGGACUUGGUGCUGCGCCGGGGCUGCUGCUGGCCUUCACUGCUGCUGCACUGCGCGCUCCACCCUCUCUGGGGCUUCGUGCAGGUGACGCAUGGUGAGCCCCAGAAGUCCUGCUCCAAGGUGACCGACAGCUGUCAACACAUCUGCCAGUGCCGCCCCCCUCCCUUGCUGCCCCCACCACCCCCGCCCCCACCACCUCCCCGACUCCUCUCCGCCCCAGCCCCCAACUCUACCUCGUGCCCCGCUGAGGAAAGCUGGUGGUCGGGGCUGGUGAUCAUCAUUGCGGUAUGUUGUGCCUCCCUGGUGUUUCUCACUGUGCUUGUCAUCAUUUGCUACAAAGCCAUCAAAAGGAAACCACUGAGAAAAGAGGAGAAUGGCACCAAUGUUGCUGAGUAUCCCAUGACCUCCUCACAGAGCAACAAAGGGGUGGAUGUGAACAGCGCCGUGGUGUGAGUCUGCAGAGCCUGGACCUGCUGGCCAGAGGGGUACAUUGGUGGCAUUAGUGGACCCGGGAAAGCAGGCGGACCCGAGCUGACACUGGGCUUGUCCAGGACUUCCGAAGGAGAAACCAACCUCCUCCCAGCCUCGUGCCCGGUCAGCUCGCAGGCAGGGUGGCGCAGACACCGGGCUGAGCCGGGCUCCCCUGCACGCAGCUCCAGGGCCAGCGCCGCCACCCCGGGCUCCGCAUGUCUCCUCCCUGUCUUGUGUUUGAUGUCCCGUCUUCCAGCCGCGCUCUGACAAAAGCAGGGAGUCUGUCUGUCCGCUGGGCUGGGGAGGCAUCCCGCUUUAGCCAAGAGAAAGGUGAUCCAGGGGCCACUCCCCUGCCAGAAAACCUCUCCUCCCCAGCAAGCCUGACGCUUCUCCAUUCACCAUGCGUCCCAACAGAAGCCAUCAGCGCAGCCACGAGACGUCCCCUUCCAAAGGUGCUUCCCACACAUCUGUCUGUCACCGCAUCUGCGACUGUCCUCGGUCUUCAGGGCCUGCCUCCUCCCUCCCCUUCCCACCCACAUCCGGGGCCCCUGGCUCUAGACCCCUGACCCCGUGCCACGGAGGGCUGUGAGCCCAGCCUGUGGAGUCCCCUCCUGAUAGCAGACAGAGGGGCUCUUUUAGAGUGUGACCUUCCAGGGGCAAAACAACUCACUGAACACCAGGCCAAGGAGCCAGGAAGGACGGAGGCCCCUCGGCCUGUCCUCAGACUCAUUCCCACAGCUGAUCCUCAUAGCGACUGACGCCAGCGUGUGAGCCAGGCCCUGCCUUCAUCCGGCGGAGGUCACCACUUAUGCCAAGCCCCCUGUGGGCGCUCCGGGCUAGGCUGCCCCAGCCUGGUGCUGGCUCUCCCUGACCACCUCCAGAGGCCCUAACCAGGUACUCAGACUCUCUCCUGAGAGCCUCCGGCCUCCCCUCACCCACAAAGAGGUGGGGUUCUCCCAGUGCUCCCCUUUGAAUGUCUCUUCCCCAGGUCUUGUGUUCUAAACGUGCUGAAACCUCCGGAGGGGUUGGUAGAUAAAGGGAAGGAAUGAGAAGACCCUCCAGGCCUGGUUAUCCCGUCCACCGGCCUGUUUCCCAGGGGGCCACCGGCCCUGUGGGCACAUGACUAGCCCCGUGGCGACAGCGGCCUGUGGUUUGGUCUCCCCUGGCGGAUUGGGAGAACACUCCUGACCUCGUGGUUCUACUCUCUCCGUGUAGGGACUUGGCUAGGUGGAUCCUGUCCACCUCACAGACCACCAAGUGUAGUUCUCUGGAGGGGAUUUGGGCCACGGUGAGACUUUCCCAUCCAGGUAAGCCUGAUAGAAAACAAGUCCCCUUUCAGGCUGAACCUUGGAAAUCCAUUGUCCCGGAGCCCUUGUGCCGUCAGCGGUCUGUGGUCCGUUGUGUUUCGGAGGGCAGAGGGGAGAAGGUGAGUUUGCUGAGACCCUGACCCGGAUCCCACCCCCAGGUCAGCAGGAACAGGCUGAGGACAGGCCCAGGCCCAGACCCUCUGAGAAAGGCUUCUUUCUUCCUUUCAGUUUUCCUUCGCUGUGAGGACCUGUUUUGGGUUUGGAUUUGGAUUUUGCUUUCCCUGCCUACGUUAGCAUGGGACACCACCACGAGUGGCCGUGGUCAGUCCCCCCAGCUGGCGGGCGCCCAUGCCUUCCACGCCCCCCCAGGGAUGCAGAGCCCGUGGCAAGAGGCCAGAGGGUGUGGGUCUGCAGCGAGACGCUUUCCCUCACGGCCUAUAGCCUCCUGCCAAGUCCCCUGCCUAUGCCCUGAGCAGAUACCCUGGCAGGACCCCCACUCUCAGCACAUGCCACUCUGGGAAGGCCCCUUCAGCCAGAAGGGAGAAUCCUGGCUAAGGGGUACUGGAGGGGUGGGCAGCCAGCCCGGAGAGGCACCCAGGGAGGCAGGGCACAGGCCCGCUUUGCAUAAUCCCACCUUCCCUGACCCUGGCUCCAACCUGGGAGGUUUUACAACUAGCUAAAUCCUUCAGCCCCUGGCGAGGCUCCCUGUGAGGAACUCUGAUGACCACCCACCGUGCUCUGGGGCCAGUGUCCCCUUCCCUGGGGACACAGCCGGGGCUCUGGGAAAAGCUAACAUUUGUGCUAAAUUCCCCAAAUCGUGUUUAUAAAGUCUUAUCGCUCAGUUAGUGAAAACCAAAAGAAGAACCCAGUUCUUAAAAAAGAAUCUACGUGAGAAGUCAACCCACCAAACCUAGAACUGGCCAUUUGGAAACUCCCACAUGUGGCAACGAGGGGACCUCACCGGAGUUUUGGCUUAAGUGACAAGAAAAAAGAAAGAAAAAAAAAAAAAAACACUCGGCCUGGUAUUUGAGCUCAGAACGUUUAUUUCAGGAAUGUAUCUGCAGUCCCUCAACACAGAUCAAUCCUCAGACUAGCCCAAACGUUGAGGUCGAGAACGAAAUGCACAUUUCUUCUCCGCCUUUCCUCAAAUAGAUAUUUUUUAACUGUCUCCUAGUUGAGCCCAACUUAGAAUGGCCUAUAGGAUCUCCCAGAGUUUUUAGGUGUUCCUUAGAAGCUUCUAAAGCAAGUUUUGGAAGAAAGACUAAUAGCUGUAAAAAUAUAGACAUAUAUAUUAUAUAUAGUUAUAUGCAUAUAUUUAAAGAGAUAUCUAUAUCUAUAUAAGAUCACUGUACUCUCCAAAUCUGUACAAAGUCUGAUUUCAACAGCCCAGGUCGUGCGCGCUAAUGCAUGAAUGUCAACACUGAGAUCUGCCUUCCUGACGGUGUGCCGGGGGCACCCACGAAGAGGGCUCUUGUCCCUAGGAGUUCUGUCUCCGUGGACAAACGUGCGGUCUGGGCCAUCUUGUCCACCAGUGAGACACUACUGUGGAUUUUGUGCGGAGAACACCCAGGGGGCAGGACCGGCUGCGUUGGGGGGGUAGGGGAGGCA
Messenger RNA from Mirounga angustirostris (Northern elephant seal), 3647 nucleotides. It is a transcript of the gene PRIMA1, whose product is annotated as proline rich membrane anchor 1. The record is from RefSeq and is a predicted model, not a curated record. NCBI's taxonomy places the organism in Eukaryota, Metazoa, Chordata, Mammalia, Carnivora, Phocidae. Bases 100 to 714 code for a protein of 204 amino acids. The transcript has 5 exons.